This is a messenger RNA of Centrocercus urophasianus (Greater sage-grouse), 6474 nucleotides long. Its product is annotated as KIAA0825 ortholog. The record is from RefSeq and is a predicted model, not a curated record. Lineage: Eukaryota; Metazoa; Chordata; Aves; Galliformes; Phasianidae. The coding region runs from base 85 to 3945 and encodes 1286 amino acids. The transcript is spliced from 20 exons.
CCGGCCCGUUGUCACUGACGCUUCGCGGUCGCUGGGGCUGCUGCUGCGGAGUCGAGCGGGGAGCCCGGCCAGUGCAUUCUGAAUAUGGAAUGGGGAGGAGAGUAUUCUCUUGAUUCUUCCAAUUUAGACUGUUUGUUAAAUGUUCUCCCUGGAGAACUGGAGUUUCAACAGAUCCUUGAUGAUCUUGAUGAAAAAAUAAAGAAGAAUUCUUCUAGCAUGGAACAAUGUCUUAAAGAUCUGAGAUCAGAAGUAAAUGAAAUAUGUACUGAUGAAAUACUACAAAGCACAAAUGACUGCCUUCAGUGGUUAAACAACUGCAAUUUUGUUUCUCUCCGUCCUUCAUCUACACAGCAUGGAGAACUGAUGGAGUUCCUUAGGACUCUGCAAAGGUUGCUGAAGAAUGAGCAAAAUCAAGAAGAAAUGAUUCUUCACUUCCUUCUGGAUCUCUCUAGUCAGUGUGGUGUUUCGUUUCCCUGUUCUCCAAGUGGGAUGUCUUUUGAGUUUACAUCUUCUCUUCAUGCCAUUGAGGAUGAUUCAACAAUGGAUGUGAAAUCUCUCUGGGAUGAUGUGAGACUGCACCUUCGACGAUUUUUAGUAAACAGACUGCAAAGUCAAGAAGAGACAAAUCCCAGUGCUUCACAACAACAAAUGCAGCUUAAAACUCAGUGCAUACAGCAACUUCUGUUCCUUUAUCCUGAAUCAGAAGUCUUAUCAAAGUAUCAAAAUAUGCAGAGUAAAAUGGUUCGUGAUCUUCUACAGAAUUGUGUUUUGUCUAGCUGUGGUGAAACGAAUUUUGAUAAGGUCGUUCAUGGCUACCAAAGUUCCAUACCGACACUAUGCACAAUAAUAAGAGAGGAUUUCUAUAUACUAAGUGGAACUAUCGAUCCUUCUUCAUCUCUGAAGUUCAUUAAUGAAACUUAUCUGGAUACUAUCACUGAAGAAAUAACAGUUCUUCUUGAAAGACUUUGUGAGCUGCAGUUCAAAGAAAAUGCUCUGCACAUAGUUAAGGCGAACAAGAUUUCAAAGAAGCAUAGGAGAACGGUUCAUGCUGUGGCCUCACAAGAAUACCACAAAAAAGGAAGGAACUUUUGUUUAACAUUGUAUCAACUUAAAUGUCUUUCUCAACUCAUCAAACUCUUUCUAUUCAUGGAAGAAAAAAUUGAAGAACUCUGUGCAGAAAUUCUGUUGAUGCCUUUGUUUACUGAGAAGAAUAAGAAUGUUCAAGGAGUUCUGAAGAAAGCUAGUGGGGAGCUUUUAAUGGGAGAAACUAGAGUAGAUGAAGCCAGUGUGCUUCCUGAACAGUUACUUCAGGUAAAAGAGCCUAUUUUACUGAAUUUUGGUUGGAGAAAUGCAUUUAAGGACCUGUCUUCUUCAGUGGCUCACUGUAUAACAAUAGCAAUUCAGGAUUUUUCAACUAAAAUUCUUCAACAUGAGCUGCAAGAACAGUCUUCAGCUGCUGGCUAUGCAAUGAGUCUUGUAAAUAACGAGCAAAUAAGGGAGUCCUGCAGAGCAUUCCAACAAGAGGAGCAACCAAAACAAAUUGCUAAGUUUUGUUCUGACAUCAUGGGAGAACUUGACACACUGCUUCCACUGGCUCUGGCAUGCAGAGAUGAUUCUCUUGAGGAAAUUAGAGCAAAUUUUGUAGAGGCUUGCAGCAAAGUAGCGACAGCUGUCCUGGCAAGACUAGAGGAAAAAAGUGAAGAUGUUCCCUCCAAGGCUCCCCUGCAAAACUUAUAUGCUGCUCUUUCCACAGCAAUAUAUGUCUGUCAACAUUUUACAAUGUAUAGCAAUUUAAUGAGAGAAAGCAGCAAAAAACCUCUUUUCUUAGUGCCUAUCCAACAAUAUCAGGAAUUCAUCAACGUUCUUCAGGUUCAAGUUACGAACUACUGUGUCAGAGUUUGUGCUACAAGCAUUUUGCAGGAUGCUGAGAGCCACCACUGGGAUGACUACAAAGCUUUUUAUGAGGGUGAAAGAUGCUCAUUCUCAAUCCAGAUGUGGCAUUACUUCUGCUGUGCUCUUCAUCAUGAUCUAUGGACUAUUCUACCUCCCAAGUUAGCCCAGGAGAUUCUUACAGAUGUGCUAGAGCAAUCUUUGGAUGUGCUGUCCUCUAGAUAUUCCCAAGCCUGUCCUAGUUAUAAGCGAACACCACAAAUCAGAAUAGAUAUUGCAGCAAUUUUGAUGUCCACUGAAAAUAUGCUGUGGUCAGUUUGCAGCUCAGUCCAGGAAUUUCUGAAUCCACAUGAAGACAGAGACCUCAAGAUCUAUAAAAUACAUAGCCACUGCAAUAAUAUGCUCUCUGUGCUAGCUAUUUUAACUUCACCACUGAAAAAUUUGUAUGAGACUUUUGUGAACAAUUCUGGAGAACAUCUUCCUCAUGUUUUUUCUAAAGGCUUUUAUCAUCCAUUACGUUGGUUAUUUUGCAUACCAUCAUCCAGUCCUUCCUUACCAAAGAGUCCAUCAGCCAGAGAAAUGGCAGCCCAAGGUCAACUGAAACUGCUCUUAUCCCAGCCAUACUGUAAUUUGAACUUGCUCUUGGAAACCUUGCUGUAUAAUGAUUGUCUCUUGGUGAGAAUUUUACUGAAAAGUUCAAGAAGUGAAGUAUUCAUUGGUGAUGAACAAAGUUCUCCCUUAGAUGAGAUAAAUAACAAGGAGCCUACUCUGACUGAAACUAUCUUUACUAUAUUGUCUGACUGCAUUUUAUCACCCAAAUCACUUGGCAUUGCUUUUGAGGCCUACAUGGAAAAAGAACAGUUGUGGGAUUCCUUAUACAAUAUGACAGUUUCCAGUUGUGGCGACUCAGAGCCAGAGGUUAUCAGAUGCUUGAAGCUGAUAUUGAUUAAUUCAGUUAAGGGUAUAGUUAAGCAGAUCGUUUCUUUGAUGCAUUCAUGGGAAGCAACAGAAAACUAUGGAACAUAUCAGCACAAACAAAUUGUUCCUGAAAGUUUACUGAAGACAGUUCCAAAGGAGUGGAAUUAUACACCUCGGGAAAUGAAGAGGAAGGAAUCCGGGAAAUGCUUCACAAGGCUUGCAGCUCAGGCAGUAUCUAUUGUAAUCAGCAAGUUACCUACAGUGAUUGCAUGUUUGCCUCCCCCAAUUAAGUACUUCUUUUUUCUGGCUGAGAGAAAAAUGUCAAGAAACUUUGCUGAAUUGAAGAAAGCUGGUCUGCUUGUCUGGAACUUGAUUGUAAUUAUAUGUCGGAUAUUUGAGGAUGGAAAUACUGCAGAACUUUUAACAGGUGCAACACUUGACAGAUGGAGCAAAGAAAAACUCAGUUUAGUUCGUGUGUGCUUAGAAAGUAUUAUGGGAAAACAGAAAAGUGGUCCUAAACAAGUGACCCAGAAGGUUAUACAGAGCAUAGAACAGCAAAGACCAAACUGGAUUGAAAGUCAGUUGCUGAAGGCAAGAAAACUGAGCACAGACUGUGGCCCGGAUCCAAUAGAAGGUGCAGUGUUAGAGCAAGAAGGCAUUGCAUUUGGAUUCACUGAGCAGAAAAUAAACAUGAUGGUCCUGGAUAUCUGCCACAAACCAGGUGGCAGCAAGUACCUGAGGCAAAUUUAUCACAUCAUUCGGCUCAAUGAGCAAUAUUUGAAUGAGCAACUGUCUUACGAGAAUUCUCCUGAAGAGAAUGUAACUUCCAAUCAAAGCUUGCUUUUGACACUGAAGGGCAAAGAGGAGCAAGCUGUCUUCAACCCCUUCCAGGUGCACAGCCAGUCUUGUGUGAAAGUGUUCAAUCAGUCAACCAUUACUGAAUGGAACUGGGAUUGGUCAGACUUGCUGUCAAGUUGUUUGGGACUGAAUCAGAUGACCUUCAGGGUGCUGCUGGCACACAGGUGGGAAAUGAAAGAAGGAGCAGAUCUUGAAGAUGAGGAGAAAGUUAUGGUGGAACACUUAAAAAAUGUUUACCUGACACAGAGCACUCCUACCUCAGAGGAUAAAGAAGAAUAAUUAACUUGACAGGUUUCGGGUAGCACCUUUUUCAAAAUUCAAUACGAUUAACUUAAUGGCUUAGUUUUAACUGACAGGAGAAGAAAUCUCAGGAAUAUAUAUAUUGAGUAGGAGUUUUAAACUGAAGUAUGUUCCUCUGUUAUUGUCUAGUCACCCCAUUCAAGUGGCAGUUGUUAACACAUGCAUAAGGCAAGCAACAAUAUAAGAAAAUGUCAAUGUCACAAAACAAGGAGAGUGUAUCUUGGUACUGCAGAGGCACAAACCUGAACAACAAAUCAAAAAGUGCUUUAAAGUUAUAAAACUCACAGUGGCAUCUAAAUAUAAUGCAACUUUGGAUAUGUUGAAAGCAAAUGCUAGUGGUAUGUUGGCAUCUACCAUAUGCAAUCAAGUCAGCCUGCCAGGGCUGCGGCAGAGUUCAAGGACCUCUUCUCUCUCCUGGUGCUUGUGUUUUGCUUAUUGCUGGCAGCAAAGCACAUGAAUUCUGAGCAAGGAUGAGCAUAGGCCACAGUUCUGCAGCCUUUGAUGAGAUGCCCUGUGUAGAUACACCUGUCAUUAUUCCUAAGCAAAAAUGCACCAGAUUGAUUGCCUUCACAAACUCCUGAGUGCCCAGUUGGCUGUGGCUUCAAAGGUAGCUCAUAGUGAAACCUACUGACAGCAUUUAAAGCUUUCAGAUUAUUUUUUUUCAUUAAAAAAUUAUUCUCAGGCAGAGAGUUCAUGAAAGUAAUGAACUAUCUUAACAGCAAACUGAGUAAAUAAUACAGAAUUCAAUAUUUACUUCUGAUAAAUAUAGUAAAGUUUUAUUUUCAAAGUAAGCCCUGUUGGAUAUUCAGAUUUCCCAAAAAUAUUUCUGUUUUCAGUUAAGAUCUUGCUUAUGGAUUAAAAAUGGCUAUUGGGUGCGACAAGUGGCUGUUGUGACAAUAAUUUUUAUAUUGAAAGGACAGUCAACAUUUCCUUUGUUUUAUAAAAAUAAUGUCAUUUUUCUAUCUUUUUUCUUUCACUGGAAUUCCAAGAUAAUAAUUUCCUCUGCCUGCUCACAGAUUCUGGCAAGAUCUUGGAAAGGCUGUAAUCUGACCUUUUCCUAUUCCCAGUGCAUCUUCUCACAGACACUGCAGUGGACAUAAAUCAGAGCACUUCAGUAGGAAGGGAGGCACAUUUUUCUCCCUGAGGUCUCAGCAGGAUCAUGGGUAAUCCUAAUGUUAAUGCUGCCAUGUGGUCUAAUCUGAAAUGUAGUUUUUCCUCCUCUUUUUCUAAUAAUGUAUAUAAAAUAUUGGACAAAUAAAAUGAAAAUGGAGACUGCUGCAUCUUACAAAUCUCCAAAGAUCUUGCCAUAGCACUGCAUCAACAAAAGGAAUGCGUGGCACUGGUACUUCAAAAAUGCUAAAGAAUAAAAUCGUCUUUCUUAUCUAGCAGUGAUAUAGUCAUUUCAGAACAUAAAGAAGUAAUGAAGUGUAAAAACAAUUUUUCUUUGCUUUGUAUUUCACCUUUGAAGAUUAGUUGUGGUUUUAAGGCUUAAAGCUUGCCUACAGGAAUUGCCUGGUGAGGCAUGUGCAGUACUCUGACACCAGGUAUACAUGCUCCAAGCUAUAUUAAUACUGUAUAAGUACGUGGAAGUUGGAGUUAAAGCAUUUUUUCUUUCUGUAUCAAAAUCUAUUAAACAUAAUUAAGUUUUUAUAUAGGCAUAUAAAUAAGUUUCUGUCUAUGUGGUAGAACUUACUGAAAUACCUUUUCUGAAAAAGCUCUGCUUCUGGGAAACACUUAUUCUGGGUAGGAUAACUUUGUAAGUGAAAUAAGCUAACCCUUAAUAAAAACUCUCACGCUGAAACAGGAAUGUCCAUAUGGGGAGUUAUUCCAAGACGAUUAUGAUGCUUCAAAUUCACAACACACCUGGUUCUAGAAUAAACAGUCAUGUUAAAAACAACAAAAAAAAAUCAUUAUGCCCCUUCCUCCCUUUUCUCCCAGCCAAGCUAAUUCAGCAGUAACCCAAUGGGUAGUAUGAUUACAAUACUUUCUUCCUUAGCAGUAAUGUAUUUAUACUCUUUACAAGUGCAGAAUUAGCAAGCUAGAAUAACUGGCUUGAAUAAAAGCUGAAUCAUUGCACAGUAUUUUAUUUGGACAUCUUCCUUAUCCAUAUUUAUAUUUACAUGUAUCUAUGACUUUUAGAGUCUCUGAAUUCAAGGCAGUGUACAUUUGCACUUGUUCCUCACUGACAAAUAGCGGGGUUUGGUUUGUUUGUAAUGUACUGAUUCUAUUAACUGACCUUCAGGGUAUGAAAGAAAUAUCACCUUGGCAACAUCACUUAUGCUGGUGAUACUUUUGUAACAUUUUGUACUUCUUCAAAGAAAUUACAGUAAUAAUAAGAAUUGAACAACUGAGAUUGCUAAACAUAUCAUUAAUUUAUCAAGACUGCUUACUUUAAACUUAAACCCUUAAUUGAAGAAAAAUGAAAGACAUUUGGAAGAGCUAAUUAUUUUUACAUUGUGAGCUAUGUAAAAGUAGGAGUACUUGUGUAACAGAAUGCUGCAUUCCUUA